CUCUUCCUCACAGGCUUUGAGUCUUUAAGAGAGGCACAUGUUACGGAACCUGUUGCUUGUCCAGAUGCAUUGGCAACUUUUGGCUCUGUCCCUGUUUUGUCAGAUGAUUAUAUCGACGAAAGCUGCGAGAAAACGAAGCGAGAGCUGGCGACAGGAUUGCAGGAGCUGCGUGGAGUGUUCGCAGGAAAAUGGCUGUCUGCGCUGCUCUGAGCGCCUAUUCCUGUUUCUUAACAGACAGGGCAUGAGUCACCACGGCUCCUGUGUUCACUCCUGUCCCGCUGGACACUUCGGCCUUCGAGGGAAAGACGUCAAUCGUUGCAUGAAAUGCAAAGCUCCAGAAUGUGAGAGAUGCUUCAACAAAGACUUCUGCACCAAGUGCAACAGUGAAUAUUUGCUCUUCAAAGGCAAAUGUUUCAAAAGCUGCCCAGAGGGGACUUUUCCUCAGUCCACAGACUGCAUUGAAGGAUGUAUGUUUGAUCUCAUUGGCUCCUGGGGCGAAUGGAGUCUUUGCCAACACAACGGUAUGAGCUGUGGUGUCCGAUGGGGGCAACAAAGUAGGACCCGUGGGCUGUCCAGACAAACGCCCGAAAAGACGGAAACACCGUGUCCUGAUCAGUCUGAAAGCAGAAAGUGCCGGAUGAAGAAAAAGUGUCCAAAAGAUAGACGAAAGAAUGAAAGAAGAGAAGAAAGAAGAAAGUUGAAGAAGAAAUUAAAGCUGUCCGGGAACAGAACAGUCACAGAUCCCCCGUGGAGCGUAUAAUGUGUCGACCCAACAGGGACAGAGUCACAGUGUUAUGUUUUAUUAAUUUAUAAUAUAUACUGUUUGUUUUAUAAGCAAUGUUUAUAUUUUUGUAUAGAUGUAUGUUCAUUCUUACAUGAUUAUUUGAUGGGACUUGACUUGCUUUUGUUGCAGUUGUAUAAAGUUUUGUUUUGAUUGUAUGGCACACAUCGUAACCUUAUGCAUUAUUACAUUUCGACAAGUUGUGGGGGGUUUACCAAACACUGCCGCAUGGAUUCAAUCCGAAGCAGUUUGGUUUAACAAAGGCAAAGUCUAUUUUGGGAUACAACAAUGUACAUUUCUAUCUUAUGAAUACAGCUACUAUAUAUCACCGCCUCGGGCUUCUUUCGCCUCACAUAAUGUCUUUGUAUUUGCACUGCUUAAGAGUAAAAAUGCAAAAUUGUCAAAAGCAAUGCCAGGGUCACAACCUUGGACUAAAUUUAUUAACCCUGUCACAUUUAGUAACUAUCGAGCCAUGUGAUUGGCUUUGAUGCGUGACCCAACCAGUCUUUAUUUGCAUGGAAAUUAGUUUUUUUUUGCAUACUUUAACAAAUAAAAUUUAAUUAUUUUUUCAAUCCUCAAACGUAACAUUAAACUCAGGCACAGAUCAUCAUUUUUUAUUUGAAACUGAUUAUGAUCCCCUUGUGAAAAUGAGAAUGUACUUCAUUACGCUCUUUGUGUUUUCAGAUGGAUGGGAACUUAUUGAUUUUGAUGUGAUUUAUUUGCUUUUCUCGUGUGUUGAUUUCCACAGCACUCUCUCAGGAUGCCAAAUUGUUUUUACUGGAAAAAUCGCAGUUAAACGGAAAUGUUUUCAUAAUCAAUUUUCCCCAAAAGAAACAUUUACUUUGACGGUUAUGAAAACGAUACAGAUGAGAAAGGAGUGUUUCGUGUAAUUAAAUGAAGAUGUCAGGUGAUCAGAGAAUAAAAGCUUGUUUUAGGGAUACCAGCUGUUAUAUGUUGCUUUUGAUGCAUUUCAUGUGUGUUGAACAAAACGAAGAGAGGAUUUAACCCAUUUGGAAAUUACUUGUGUAAACUCAUUUUACAAAAACUGAACCCAAAACUCCCAAAAAUGUUUAUUUUGGGUCAAUAAAAGUAGGGGAAAUUAAUUUGAGCACCUCAACAGAUACACAAGGUUUAUUAUUUUCUAUUUAUUUUAUGUAAGGUUUGCAAUGUUUAUAAACUGUUGUGCAAA
Misgurnus anguillicaudatus (oriental weatherfish) is the source of this 1970-nucleotide messenger RNA. It is a transcript of the gene rspo4, whose product is annotated as R-spondin 4. The record is from RefSeq and is a predicted model, not a curated record. NCBI's taxonomy places the organism in Eukaryota, Metazoa, Chordata, Actinopteri, Cypriniformes, Cobitidae.